This is a messenger RNA of Trichomonas vaginalis G3, 282 nucleotides long. Its product is annotated as ATPase activity, coupled to transmembrane movement of substances. Bases 1 to 282 code for a protein of 93 amino acids. The record is from RefSeq and is a predicted model, not a curated record. The transcript has a single exon. Lineage: Eukaryota; Parabasalia; Trichomonadida; Trichomonadidae.
AUGUGUUUUCUGUUGCUAUGGCAUACAUCGGAGCACCUUCUUUUAGUAAUCUUGGAUGAACCUACGUCUGGAGUUGAUGCUUACGAAAGACAGCUUCUUUGGAAGAUGGCUUCUUAUUUCGUGAACACUACAACGAUAAUUGCAAGCCAUAGUCUGGAAGAAGGAGAAAGUGUUGCAAGUAGAGUUUUCGUGAUGGACGAAGGAAAAAUAAUUUUCAUGGGAACACCUUCAGAGUUACGAGCAAGAUACAAAUGCGGCUACAGACUGAAUUUUGAUGGAUAA